AUGUCUAGUGUAGUGUAUAGGAAUUUAGUGACACAUAGUGGAGAUUUGGUUAAAAACCUAGCCAAAUUAACUCCAAAUGAGGAUUUUUACACCAUAGUUAAUUCUUUAAAAAAAACUACCCUAUCUACGUCUGACGCACUGACAGUGUUCAAUAUAUGUUAUACACAUAAUUACCGAGACAGACAACUCUUUAUUAAUUACAUAAAUCCUCUAGAAAACGCCUUUUUUGGCACCUUAGAGAAAACUGAUGAUAACAGGGACUACCGCAGCCUAAUCCUCAGCCUUCCUGUCCAAGCUAAGGUCAAAAUAAUUCUCGGGGACAAUGAAUCUAUUACAACAGAUAAUCAAACAGCAAACUUUAGUAUAUGCAAAAAAUUUCGAGUAACAGACCGUCUAAUAAUAGAUGCAGAGAGAUAUGAAAAGGCGGGACUUAAAAAAUUGAAGAGAGUAACCACUGCCAAAUUCACCAAGCCAAUAAUCCAACAACAUGUCCCAGGUAUCAGACUGGCCAAAUCACUUGCUUCUUCCAUUAGAGAAUCAAUCGGAACUUUAAAUAUUAAUGAUUUGGGUCAUAUUUGCAAAAUUUUCACCGUCAAACACCCCCUCACAGGCAGUCUGAUUGAGGACACCAUCCACGCACUAGUUGACGCUAUAUCUAAACAAGAAAUAUCAGCACUAUCACAGAUUAUUACCGACAUUUCUACGUUAUAUCUUGCAGCACAAGAUAGGUAUAUUGAGUUACAACUCGAUGGUAUUGAUUCUGUUGAUUACCCUCCAGUGGUAUAUCCAACAUACAUUAGUGAAUUGGGCAAAAUUAUUGACAAUUGCACAACACACAUUAAAUCGCAAAACAACGCUAUUAUGAUCAGUCAAGAAGACUCUAGGAAGAUUGCAACUAAUUUGUUGUGUGGAGGACUAAAAAAAUUUAAUAUUGUUACGAUAAAUUUCUGGUUAAAAAAUGCUAAUGUACAAAUCUCAAAUUAUGAUAAGAAAUGA
This is a messenger RNA of Babesia microti strain RI, 996 nucleotides long. RefSeq lists its product as hypothetical. The transcript is spliced from 5 exons. The coding region runs from base 1 to 996 and encodes 331 amino acids. The record is from RefSeq and is a predicted model, not a curated record. NCBI's taxonomy places the organism in Eukaryota, Apicomplexa, Aconoidasida, Piroplasmida, Babesiidae.